Molecule: messenger RNA, 930 nt
Organism: Carassius auratus (goldfish)
Lineage: Eukaryota; Metazoa; Chordata; Actinopteri; Cypriniformes; Cyprinidae
Product: carcinoembryonic antigen-related cell adhesion molecule 20-like
Exons: 8
Coding region: 1-930 (309 amino acids)
Source: RefSeq, a predicted model, not a curated record
AUGCUUCAGAACAUCAACAGGGUAGACAAUAUAACUAAUGUCAGAGUUACUGGUCCUGAAGAAUCAUUAAUAGAGGGAAAAUCAUCUGCUAACUUCAGCUCUGAGGGAUCUGGCAUCAUCACCUCUGUGCAGUGGAUGAAAGAUAACCGUCCUCUGUCUCCUAGCAACAGCAUCAUCUUCUCAUCUGAUCACAGAUCAGUGUCCAUCAGUCCAGUGCAGAGAUCAGACAGUGGAGAAUAUCAGUGUACAUAUAGAAACCCUGCUAGCUCUCAGACGGCAAAACCUGUGCGUCUGAUCAUCAACUAUGGACCAGAAGAUGUUUCUGUUAAGGGUGAGGAUGUGGUGGAUUUAGGGGUUCGUGUGUCUCUCUCUUGUUCUGCAAAUUCUGAACCUGCUGCUUCAUUCAGCUGGAAGUUUAAUGAAAUAGACACCAAUGUGACGACAGACACAUUCACCAUAAAUGAGACUGACUUCACACACAGUGGAGAUUACAUCUGCACAGCCUCCAAUAAUGUCACAAAGAGAAACGCCUCACACAAACAUGCUUUACUAGUUAAAGUAGGAGGAGCUGGAGGAGGAAGAGGAGGAGGGCUGUCAUCAGGGGCGAUAGCUGGGAUUGUCAUUGGGGUUUUAGUGGCAGUUGCAGGCAUUUGUGGUCUGACUGUCUAUUUAACAAAAACUAAGAAAAUCCCAAAGUUAAACCAACAACAAAAAGGACAAGCAAGUGAAGCAGCACAAAGCAGACAGGAGACAAAGGCCAGAGGAGAUGGAGCGAUUCCAGGGAAGAUGAGUGAACAUAUAUACGAGAAUGACAAACAUGAAAAUGAGUAUGAGAAUGAUAUGUAUGAAAAUGUAAAGCUUGAAGAUUCAAGAAGGCCAAGGGCUCCUACUCCUCCUCAGGUCUCAAACCCUCCUCCUGUGCGCAGGUGA